UCCCGCGGGGUGGCUGUCGUAUGCAAAUCCACCAUUUUCAAACGUUUCAAGGUCCAACCGACCGACCGAGGUUUAAAAAUUUAAAAAAAGCAAGAUCGCCAGAGACUGGGUCUCAUCUCGUCGUUGUCGGAGUCAAUGGAGGACGUUCAAGUUCUUCUCCCUCAUCCACUCCUGCUUUUCGGCAACAGCUACUGCUACAGUGGAACCAGACUAUCAUCCCUCUGGCAUCAUCAUCUGCAAUCAUUACCACUCAACACGCUUCAUCAUCAUCGCCUCCUCCAUCACCGCCACAAUAACGACCUCUUCACUCAUUACUCCUUUCGGUUGAGAGACAGCAUAUUCAAAGUUCAUAACAAUGGCCCAGAAGCUGUGAAUUGGUCUUUGGUUUGUGGAAUGUAGGAGGAAGCUUUCGGUUUGCUGGAGCUCAAGUGAGGCGAGACAGAUGGAUUUGCGUUGGUCUUGUCUUGGGUUUCUUCUGAUUUAUGGGUUCAGUGGAUCUGUUCUUGGCGACCAAGAAGGCUUCUUGAGUCUAUCUUGCGGUGGAAGUACAAGCUUUGUUGACUCUUCUAACAUUUCAUGGGUCCCGGAUGAUGAUUAUGUGAGCACAGGCAAUGGAACAACAGUGAAUUUCAUUGAAGGUAGUUCAACCUCCAGAGUUCCAUUACGGUUCUUCCUGGAUUCUCAAGAAGGGCGCAAGUGUUAUAAGCUGCCUGUGAAGAAUAUUUCAUCUGUAGUUCUUAUCAGGCCCCAGUUUUUCUACAAAAACUAUGAUGGAUUGGGGAAGCCUCCAGCCUUCCAGGUUUCUCUAGGGACUGCUACCAUUACAACUGUUAACCUUACUAAUUCUGAUCCCUGGGUAGAAGAGUUUAUAUGGCCUGUUACCAAGGACACCGUUCCAUUCUGUUUCCUCUCUAUUCUGGAUGGUGGAGUUCCUGUUAUUUCUUCACUUGAAGUCCGCCCACUUCCUGAUGGAGCUUACAGAAGUGGCAUGGGAAAUCUCACAAAUAAGUCGCUAAGGAAGCAUUACAGAGUCAAUUGUGGGAACAACACAUCCACUCGGUACCCAGUUGAUCCUUAUGAUCGUAUAUGGGAUGCUGAUCUAAACUUCUCUCCUUCUCAUUUGUCAACUGGAUUCAAUAUUCAACUUCCCUUCAAUCUAUUAGGCAUUAAGGAGAGUCCACCUCUUAGUGUUCUUCAAUCAGCAAGGGUUUUGGCACGAAAGAACAUUCUUACUUACAAUUUCCCUCUUGAUAAGCUAGGAGAUUAUCACAUCAUCCUCUAUUUUGCUGGAAUUCUGCCUGUAUCACCCUCAUUUGAUAUAUUAGUUAAUGGAGAUGUUGUUAGUUAUAACUACACAGUGAAAAACUCAGAAGCUGGUAUGUUAUUUUUCUCAUUUAAAGGCAUUCAAAGUUUGAAUAUGACAUUUCGGAAUAUCAGCUUCUAUCCACAAGUGAAUGCAAUUGAGGUCUAUGAAAUUGUUGACAUUCCCUUGGAGGCUUCUUCAACUACAGUGUCAGCACUCCAGGUUAUCCAACAGUCCACUGGCUUAGAUCUCGGAUGGCAAGAUGAUCCAUGUGCUCCAACACCAUGGAAGCAUAUUGGAUGUGAAGGCAGUUUGGUUACAUCAUUGGAGAUUUUUGGCAUUGACUUGAGAGCAAUCAGUCCCACAUUUGGUGAUCUACUGGACCUUAAAACAUUGGACUUGCACAAUACAUCUCUUACUGGAGAAAUACAGAAUUUGGGUAGCCUGCAACAACUUGAAAAAUUGAACCUGAGUUUCAAUCAUCUAACUUCCUUUGGAUCUGAUUUCGCCACCUUGGUUAGCCUUCAGAUUUUGGAUUUGCAAAACAAUAGUUUGCAGGGAACAGUUCCAGACAACUUGGGAAAUCUAAAAGGCCUUCAUCUAUUGAAUCUGGAAAACAAUAAACUUCAAGGCACACUCCCCCAGUCUCUGAACAGGGAAAAUUUGGAAGUUAGAACAUCGGGGAAUAUAUGCCUUUCCUUCUCCACAUUAUCAUGCAAUGACAUUUAUAGCAAUUCUUCAAUUGAGACACCACAUGUUACAAUGUUUAACCCAACAAAACACAAUGGUCAUAAUCGGAAGGCGCUUAUAAUUGGUAUAACCUGUGGAGUCUUAUGUGCCCUUCUCUUUAUUGCAUUUUUGGUAUUCAUAUAUAGGAGGGAAAAAGGAAGCAAAUUCACAUCUACAGCAGGAACAUCAUCUGAGAUGCGGAACUGGAAUGCAACCAAAGUCUUAACUUGCAAAGAGAUCAAAGCAGCUACAAGUAACUUUAAGGAGAUUAUAGGCCGUGGAAGUUUUGGAUCUGUCUACCUUGGAAAACUUCAAGAUGGAAAACUAGUUGCUGUGAAAGUGCGGUUUGACCAAACCCCACUUGGGGCUGAUUCCUUUAUCAAUGAGGUGUAUCUUUUGUCACAAGUUCGCCAUCAAAAUCUUGUAUCCUUGGAAGGAUUCUGUCAUGAAUCAAAACAGCAAAUACUCAUCUAUGAGUACUUAUCAGGCGGAUCUUUGGCUGAUAAUUUGUAUGGUUCAAAUAGUAAAAAUGUAACAUUGAGCUGGGUUCGUAGAUUGAAAAUUGCUGUUGAUGCUGCCAAAGGAUUGGAUUAUUUACAUAAUGGGAGCAAUCCACGAAUCAUACAUCGGGAUGUUAAGUCUAGUAACAUUCUUUUGGACUCAGAGAUGAAUGCCAAGGUCUGUGACUUUGGUCUCUCUAAGCAAAUAUCUCAAGCAGAUGUGACUCAUGUGACUACUGUUGUCAAGGGCACUGCUGGGUAUCUUGACCCUGAGUAUUAUUCAACACAGCAGUUGACUGAAAAAAGUGAUGUUUACAGCUUUGGUGUUGUUCUUCUAGAGCUCAUUUGUGGGCGUGAACCUUUGUGUCACUCUGGCAAUCCAGAUUCCUACAACUUGGUGUUAUGGGCAAAGCCAUACUUGCAGGCAGGUGCCUUUGAGAUAGUAGAUGAUUGCUUGAAAGGAACUUUUGAUAUGGAGAGCAUGAGAAGGGCAGCUUCUGUUGCUGCAAGGUCUGUUGAAAGGGAUGCCUCACAGAGGCCAACAAUGGCGGAGGUAUUGGCAGAGCUCAAAGAAGCAUACGGUAUUCAACUUUCAUAUGUCACAUCUAGAGGGCAUUUAAAUUAAAUUACACUAUUUAUCUCUUACCAUUAAUAUUUAUGCCUAUGCUUUGUAUGAGUUUUGUAUGGAGGAUGGAAAAGUAAAGACCUGGUUUUAUAGAAGCAAGGUUUGCUUUUUCAGAAGCAAUGUCAUGGGCCUCAUGGCGAAUGCAUAUCUAAAAUAUUUAUUAUUAUU
Messenger RNA from Nelumbo nucifera (sacred lotus), 3325 nucleotides. RefSeq names its product Leucine-rich repeat protein kinase family protein. The record is from RefSeq and is a predicted model, not a curated record. Gene Ontology annotation, molecular function: protein kinase activity; ATP binding; protein binding. Gene Ontology annotation, biological process: protein phosphorylation. Lineage: Eukaryota; Viridiplantae; Streptophyta; Magnoliopsida; Proteales; Nelumbonaceae.